AUGGAUCACUCGAGUAUGAUGAAUAUUGGUGGCUUGCUUCCCAACUCCAUUCUCUACAGAUCCCUCUUCACGGCUCCUCUGUCCUUUGGUUUCCUGUUGAAGGCAGCGACGGCUCCUCUGUCCUUUGGUUUCCCGUUGAAGGCGGCGACGGCAGCGACCGUGGCAAGUUGGUCUGGUUAG
Molecule: messenger RNA, 180 nt
Organism: Prunus armeniaca (apricot)
Lineage: Eukaryota; Viridiplantae; Streptophyta; Magnoliopsida; Rosales; Rosaceae
Source: the annotation of a GenBank genome assembly